Messenger RNA from Didymodactylos carnosus, 579 nucleotides. NCBI's taxonomy places the organism in Eukaryota, Metazoa, Rotifera, Eurotatoria, Philodinida, Philodinidae. The record is from the annotation of a GenBank genome assembly.
AUGACAGCGUGUAAUACGACAACAACAACUAUUCAACCUAAUGAUAGUGAAAAACUGUUUUAUAGUGAACUUGAUAAAUAUAUAGAUUCAUUAAGUGUUAAAUUUCGAGAAAUAAGUGUCAUAAAGAUGAAAGUUUGUGAGGAUAUUGUGCAAGCAUUAUUAUUACAAAAAGGUAAGACAUUUGGUUCAUUUUCUCCAAAAUUUGUUUUUUGGGCGAAACAAACUUUUUUAUUGUUGAAAAUAGUGGGUAUUGAUAUUGCAUGUUGUGUAAAAACAAAAAAAAUUGUCUGUAUUUAUGAAUCUUUCUUCAAUGUAAUAAGCGAACGUCAUGUCUCGGUUUCUCAUGGUGGUCGCGAUAAAACUCUUUGUGAAGUGAAUUCUCAUUCUUCGUGGGUUCCUCGUCCAGCUAUUGAAAUUUUUUUAAAACAUUGUACACCUUGCCAAGUUAGAAAACCAAUUAAACAACAUGUAGUCUCCAAACCAAUAAUAUCCUUAGGUGUCAUCACACGGUUACAAAUCGAUUUAGUUGACAUGCAUACUAGACCAGAUAAAAUUGAACAAGACGUUGUUUUUAAUUGA